GGGCGGGGCUGGGGGCGGUCGGAGGCGGUGGCGGCGUGCAGCGGCCCACACCACCGCUCCGAGGCACUCCGCUGUAGGGCCGGUCUCGCAGCGCCCGCCGCACGUGCAGGCAGCCAUGAGCGACCGAAAGGCCGUCAUCAAGAAUGCGGACAUGUCCGAAGAGAUGCAGCAGGACUCUGUGGAGUGUGCGACCCAGGCGUUGGAGAAGUACAACAUCGAGAAGGACAUUGCUGCUCACAUAAAGAAGGAAUUUGACAAGAAGUACAACCCCACUUGGCACUGCAUCGUGGGAAGGAACUUUGGCAGCUACGUGACUCAUGAGACCAAGCACUUCAUCUACUUCUACCUCGGCCAAGUCGCUAUUCUUCUUUUCAAGUCUGGUUAGAACCAUGGACUCUGACUGAAGCUUUCACCUGGUUCCAGGACUGCACACUUGACUCCAAACAGCCUCCUACCUUCAGCCUUCCUGAGGAAACAGACCUUGAUUCCCAGGUCUUUUGUUGUAUUGUUAAUGGUCAGGGAUUUUGCUGUAGCAGCUGGUAUUUUCAUUGUGGCUAUAAAAAAAGGCAAAAAUGUCUUCCUUUUAUUUAUUUUCUUUCAAAAGAUGGCUUCUUUGCUAAUAAAAGUGUUGGAACAAAUU
Messenger RNA from Phalacrocorax carbo (great cormorant), 640 nucleotides. NCBI's taxonomy places the organism in Eukaryota, Metazoa, Chordata, Aves, Suliformes, Phalacrocoracidae. The record is from RefSeq and is a predicted model, not a curated record.